Triticum aestivum (bread wheat) is the source of this 2087-nucleotide messenger RNA. RefSeq lists its product as uncharacterized. The record is from RefSeq and is a predicted model, not a curated record. The transcript has 4 exons. NCBI's taxonomy places the organism in Eukaryota, Viridiplantae, Streptophyta, Magnoliopsida, Poales, Poaceae. Bases 157 to 2016 code for a protein of 619 amino acids.
ACCCCCGCUCGUAACCGACUAAAUUCGUCGGCUGCCUCAGCUCUCCUCAUUCACCUCGCCGGGACCCAAGAAUCCAAGAUCGCCAAGAUACAGGGGUCUCUGGACCUGCCGACAAUCGCGUCUCCUCUGGAGCCAAACCAGCGCCGGCGAGCACCCAUGGACCAGUUCCCCGACGGCCACCACGUGCGGCGCGACGACGAGGAUGGGGAGGGCGCCGCCAUACGCCAGAGUCGCGUCUUGCUGAACGGGACUCUGGUCAUCCAUGGCGGCGUCCUGCACACCGGGGCUGCCACAGGCGCGCCCUCACGAGGUGGCGGCGCGGACCUCCGCCCCGGGGAGCUCCGCCGGAGCCUCGCGCCGCUCGACGCGCCUCCCGCGGUCGACUUCCACCACGAGGAAGGCGUGUACACCGGCGCAACCUACGGCUGCCACCUUCGUUUCCAGUUCUUUGCGACUCAACUAUCCCGGCGAGCACCGAUGGACCAGUAUUGGUUCCACGACGGCCACCACGUGCGGCCACGGAGCCGCGGCCUGCUGCGGGACGACGACGACGACGACCGGGAGGACGCCGCCAGACGCCAGAGCGGCGCCUUGCUGAACGUUCCACCGGCCAUCCGCGGCGGUGGCCUACGCGCCGGGGCUUCCGCGGGCGCGCCCGCACCAGGUGGCACGGGCAUCCGCGCCGGGGAGCUCGGCGGGAGCCACGCCCACGCGUCGCUGGGCGCGCCUCUCGCGGCCGACUUCCACGACGGCGACGUCGUCUACCUUGGCGCCUGCUUCUUUCCGACUCAGCGAUCCCCGCGGGCACCGAUGGACGGCGACGGGCAGCACGUGCGGCCGCGGAGCCGCGCGCUUCUGACCGACGACGAGGAUGACGGCAACCUCGCCGCCACGGGCGGGUCUCGUGCUGGCCGCCGGAUCUUGGGGCGGCAGCAGUACUUGGUGCAGCGCCGCCGCGGCGACUCCGGCAGCGGCGGGGUCGCCCUCAUCCGCACAGGGAGGCUGGUUUGCUGCUUCGGGUCGGCAGACGAUGGCAACGACGCUAUGCUCAGCACGAGUGCUAACGCCAUCACGGCCAGCACCGCUGCUUCAGCUGAUGUCGGGGGAGUGAAGGCGGCGAUGGACGUGAUGUUGGCGCGUGGGAGGUACGACGGGGGCGGGGUGGCGAUCCGACUCAGGGUGGCCACCGACAUUGGGGCCACAUACUGGUUUCUUGAGAUGAAGGACUGGAUCGGCGAGCUCAUGGGUUCACCACGACAGUAUCGACCGAUGGAGUCGUGGAGCUGGAUAGAUAUUAUGGGACGUCCAAUCGGCCAGGACAAGGGCUCGUGCGCGCUGAGCGCCUGCCUGAUGUGCUUGGAGGCCCAGCACCGGCUGGCUUUUGAGAGGAGGCACGGCAGCGAUACAUUUCCGUAUGCCAUCCCUCGUGAGACGGCCGGAGACUUGCUGGUGACAUGCAAGAAGUCCGGCGUGUGGACACGUAAGGAAGGCGCCAUUGUUGGCAAGGUGCUGGAGGCAAUACAGCGGAACGGCGGGGCUGUGGCUUGGCACGAGGAAGGCUUGGAGCACUGCCAGCUACAGAUCAAGUCAUGGGAGCGACUGCCCUCACUAUCCAGCUCCAGCCUCGCGCGUAUCAUGCGCACAGAGGGCCCACUCAUUGGUUGCUUGGACGUUGUACGAGCAGAUUACUACGCCCCUGGGUGGCAGACGCGAGUGUACACAGGAGGGUCGGGCAAGAAGAAGGCGGUGGGUCACGGUGUGGUUUGCAUGGAGUACCGACUGGACGGCGAGCUGAUCCGGGUGGUCGACAACCACAACUGGCAAGGGCCUGUUCGCUGGAUCUCAAAGACCGCCUUCUGGGGCUUUACCCAGAUCAAGGUUGAGCCUUUGGACGCCGGCGCUCUCGGCAUUGAGGUGAGCUGGCGGCGCCGCCUGCUGCGCAUGCUCUGGAGGGAAGAGACCUUCUGGUGGCGCCAGCGCCGUACUCUCAGCGAGGUUUGGAACAUGCACCACUAGCUACUCUAGGUGUUGGAAUUUGGAUAUCCAUGUCAUCUAUGGUGCUCCUGUAAAGAAUGAAUUGAACAACA